Ornithodoros turicata is the source of this 2313-nucleotide messenger RNA. RefSeq lists its product as uncharacterized. Gene Ontology annotation, molecular function: nucleic acid binding. The transcript has 5 exons. Gene Ontology annotation, biological process: DNA integration. The coding region runs from base 1 to 2313 and encodes 770 amino acids. Lineage: Eukaryota; Metazoa; Arthropoda; Arachnida; Ixodida; Argasidae. The record is from RefSeq and is a predicted model, not a curated record.
AUGUUCCUGCAGUCCGACACCGGCGGAGCUAGCGAAGGAAAAUCAUCCGUCGACACUGCCCAUACUAAGGUACUCCGGGUGGUGUGGGACCGAUAUAGUGACAGACUGAGGUUCUCAGCACAGCACCUGCUGGAUGUGAAAGACAGCAAGGGGUCCAUACUUCCGCAGGCAUAUGGAGCAUGCGCCCUCCUACGGAGCACGAGUGAGAUUGGAGAAACAAAGGUAUCCGUGCUGUUUGCAAAGUCAGGAGUAGCACCACUCAAGAAGAUCACUUUGCCCAGGCUGGAACUAAUGGGGGCCCUGAUAGGAGUGCAAAUAGCCAAGUUCCUGGGUCAAGCGCUGUCUUUGUCGAACCUUGAGUCGACAUUCUGGACCGACUCCACCAUUACGCUAAGCUGGAUCCGAGGUGACUCAACGAGGUGGAAACCCUUCGUGGGGAACAGAGUGGCAGAGAUCCAGGCGAAUAGCCGUCAGCAGCAGUGGAGGUAUUGCCCUGGCUGCGAUAACCCAGCGGACGCCUUGACAAGGGGACUCACCGUCAGGCCAUUAUGUCAGGACAUACAGUGGUUUGAAGGACCAGGGUGGCUUUCCCAGCCACGCACAGUUUGGCCAAAGCGUUGCGGUGAAGGAGAUGCGAACUUAGGGAGCGUCGAGGAAGAAAAGCUGAGAGCCGCACUAGUGAUUGCAGGUGAUUUAAAUGGGACUUUUCCUCUAUUCGAGCUUUCUAAGUACAGCAGUUACAACCGCGUUGUGCGGGUUACCGCAUGGAUAAGAAGAUUUGUGUGGAAUUGCCGCACUAAUGUAAAAAACAAAGGGGCGCUUACGGCAUCUGAAGUGGCGGAAUCCGAGAUGUUAUGGGUGAGACAUGUGCAACGUGAAGUCUACCCCGAAGAGACGUUCGCACUCAGUCGCAACGUGCAAAUUGCCAAAUCAUCCAAGCUUCUGAGGCUGAAUCCGUUUCUCGAUGAAAAUGGAGUGAUGCGGCUUACGGGCAGACUACAGUGGUCGGACAACCCCGAAGAUAUCAUGCAUCCCAUUCUGCUACCAAAGAAGCACACACUAUCCAAGUUGAUUGUUCAGAACGCACAUGAACUAACGCUACAUGGAGGGGGUACAACUGACACUGUCAACCUUGCGAGAGAAGUGGUGGAUAGUCCAGGCCAGGCAGAUUAUGUUCGGACAAACCCGACUCACCCCUUUGAGACCACAGGUGUCGACUUUGCGGGACCGUUGUACAUCAAAGUUAGUAAAGGUUACGAAUCCUCCUCUAAGUCAUAUAUCCUCCUCUUCAUAUGUGCCACGACGAGAUCGAUUCAUCUCGAGUUGGUGACCGAUACAACGGCGAAAGCGUUCGUCAUGGCGUUCCGACGAUUUAUAUCAAGAAGGGGAACUCCUUCUAUCAUAUACAGCGACAAUGCCCUUGCUUUCAAGACUACGUCGAGGGAUAUUCAAGACUUGUGGAAGAUAAUGCGUAGCACCGAAUCACAAGACUUUAUGUCUGCAAAACGUAUUAACUGGUGGUUCAUUGUCGAACGGGCUGCAUGGUGGGGCGGAAUGUGGGAACGGCUGAUACGGACGGUCAAGAGCUGCUUGCGGCGAAUUCUGGGAAGACAGUGCCUCACAUUCGAAGAGAUGGAAACUUUUCUUCAUGAAGUGGAGGCAGUUGUUAACUCCAGACCCCAUCUCACCUUUCUUCAUUCCACUUCCGACGAACCUGCCGCGCUGACUCCAGCUCAUCUACUAAUAGGCAGGAUCGUAACGGCACUACCCGAGAAACCUUCGCAUGAAGUUCAAUCCUCGACAGCCCAGUCAAGCAUCCGAAGAUGGCGACACAAACAGAAGAUUGCAGACAUGUUUUUGAGAAGAUGGAAGCCGGAGUAUCUCCUCGAGCUCAGGUCAGCUCAUCAAACAAACGCAACGGAGUACUUCCCAAAACUUUCGGAAGGGGACGUGGUUCUUCUGCACGACCAUAAGACACCUCGACAUAUCUGGAAGCUGGUUAGAGUCAACGAAGUUCAUCCCGGUCGAGAUGGCAAUGUGCUGCCGGUAGUGGAGCGUCGUCGUGAGGCGGGUGCUCCGCCGAGCUUUGGAAGUGAUGGGGACCACGUCUGUGGGGCAAGAGGACCUGCGCAUGUGAUUCACAUGCCGACGAAGCAGUCGUCCAUCCUGUGUGAGGCCCUCGUAGGAACGUUUGACGACCUUCCUGCAGACCUUCACUUGGCACCACUUUCCAUUAUUGCUGAAAGUCCUGAACCACGCGGUCUGGGCGACCUUGAAGGGGUCGUCAAGCUGGGCUUGGAUGCCGGGGGGUGA